AUGCAAGGAAAGCUCGACGGAAAGGUGGCUGUCGUCACAGGGGCGUCGUCAGGAAUGGGACGCGCCAUUGCAAUAGCCCUCGCUGGCGAGGGUGCCAAGAUUGCUCUGUGUGACCUGCAAGAAAAGGCCAAUGCCCAAGGCUACGAAGCAGACGUGGACAAGACCACAGGCGACAUCAUUGCGGCCCAAGGCGGCGACUCUAUCUUUUUACAGACGGAUAUUGCGAGCUCGACGGCCGUGCAGGAGACCUUCAGCCGAGCCCUUGAGAGGUUUGGGAGGAUCGACAUACUUAUCAACUGCGCAGGCUACUGGGCACCGUUCUGCUCAUUUGCGGACGAGUCGGAGGAGCUCUGGGCCAAGAUGGCGGCGGUCAAUACGCUCGGCACAGCCAGGAUGAGCCGCAGCGCCAUCAGACAGUUCCUGAAGCAAGAGCUUGACGAGAAAUGGGGCAGCCGGGGACGCAUCGUCAACAUCUCAUCGUGUGCCUCGGUGACUGGCUUCCCCGGCGAGGUGGCAUACUCUGCCACCAAGGCCUCGGUCGACCACAUGACACGGGCUGGAGCACUAGAUCACGCCAAGGACAGCAUCAACAUAAACUGCGUCGCGCCAGGUGUUGUUGCCACGGGCAUGGCGCGCGGGAAUCUCGAGAAUAGCUCCAUUCAUCAGACCAUGGUCAAGGCAACUCCCUGGCCCCGUCUCGGGACGGUGGAUGACAUCGCGGCGGCUGUUCUCUUUCUUUGUUUGCCUCAGUCGCAGUGGAUUACUGGACAGGUUCUUCCUGUAGAUGGUGGCAUGACCAUUGGUGUCUCACCGUGA
Fusarium keratoplasticum is the source of this 816-nucleotide messenger RNA. RefSeq lists its product as uncharacterized. The transcript is spliced from 3 exons. The record is from RefSeq and is a predicted model, not a curated record. Lineage: Eukaryota; Fungi; Ascomycota; Sordariomycetes; Hypocreales; Nectriaceae. Gene Ontology annotation, molecular function: oxidoreductase activity, acting on the CH-OH group of donors, NAD or NADP as acceptor. Bases 1 to 816 code for a protein of 271 amino acids.